This is a messenger RNA of Aphanomyces astaci, 1191 nucleotides long. RefSeq lists its product as hypothetical. The coding region runs from base 22 to 1137 and encodes 371 amino acids. The transcript has a single exon. NCBI's taxonomy places the organism in Eukaryota, Oomycota, Saprolegniomycetes, Saprolegniales, Verrucalvaceae. The record is from RefSeq and is a predicted model, not a curated record.
GUCGUAAAGUCCAUCGUCAUCAUGCAUCGCGGAGAUCGAUGUGCCGUGUGCAGUCGACAGACGCAAGUAAGCGGCCAGCCGCUCCUUCGAUGCAGUCGCUGCCACAUGAUCCGGUACUGUGGUCGAGAGCAUCAAAUGCAGCACUUUACGACGCACAAGACGCGGUGCUGCGCCGUGAAAAAGGCAGUCGAUGCCGCGGCUCAUGCCAAGGAGGACCUCCUCGCAGUCCAAGGCCUCGACAUCUUCCGCGUGGGUCAAUUCUGGGGCAUGUACGAGACGCGACCCUACAUGCUUUCCCUUGCGUCCCAGAUCGAAGCGUUGGAACACAUGGGCACAGACUCGUCCCUUCGCGCAGCGAUCGACGUGCUGUUUGAAUGCCUUCGUCUCAACCGUAGCGACAAUAUGGGCCUCCGCGACGUCGCUCCAGGUAUUCUCCUUCGUCUGGGCGAAGACCAGCAUGCAUACGACUUUGUCCGGUGGUGGGCCCAAGAUCGACCAACCUUUGAGUGGGAGAACACGUCGCUGCCGUACCUCGACACCCGUGGUGCCGACGCCACCGAGUCCGUUGAACACGCCAACUUCCUCAGUCCUUUUGGCGGUCCGUCCCUGCAGCAUUUGGUCGCACUUGUUCUCGUGAAGCUUCGAGUCCGAGACGACAUCGAAGCGCGUGGUUGCUUCCGCCUUAUGCUCGCCGGAACCUUACGGGGGAGUUCGCCUCUUCGUCAGCUGAGAGGGCAUAUUCCGGCUCUCCGAAUGAUCGAAGCGUUCACAGCCACCCGUUCGUCAGCCACCCCUGGUCCUGUCUUCGGACAGAAUGAAGCCACCAUUGCUACGAUGGGUCAGUGCGCGACUCGUGUAGCCUGUCUAGACCACCAGAUCUCGAGACUACUCCUGCAUGCAGAGCGACGAAAUCCACGCAUAUGGAAAGCUAUGGUGAACCCCAUCUCCAUCCUUUCGGUUCCAGAUCCGCGAGACUGCGCCGUCGGGGACGAGAACGAUGCGAAGAAAGCUGUGGAGCGUCUGUUGCCAGCAUACCGCGCAACUCCACGAGCUCUCGCCCGACUUGUCGCGCACGUGGGCAGCCCUUCAUCGUCAUUGUACGACCCUGUUCCCAAACCAAGCAAGUAUCCGUCUUAAGCUUGUACUGUAGUAUUAAUGUCCAACGUAGUAAUAUCGUUACCAGUACUACCG